AUGGCUGUUGGUUCCACAAGCAGAGGCAUAGCAUUAACUGUUGCUCCGAUGGUCAUGUCAUCUACGAAAAAUGUAGCAGCACAGUCAACUGAAUUUAAACACAACGAAGAUACUCUUCUCGACUUUAUGAUAACAGUUAUUGUUCCAAUUAUUGUGUACAUUAAUAUUGAGAAACGACAAGAAAUCAUUGGAGUUAACGGAAUUAUAAUCGGUCUUGCUUCUAUUUUCCUUAUUUCAGCCAAGAUUGGACUUUUUAUAUGGUUCACCAUAAAAAAGUAUCAAAACACUGAAGGUUUUUUCUUUAUCCAAUAUUUAAUAACUACUCUUGUUUUUAAGUUUAGCAAUUUAAUAGUAACACGUUUCAUCAAACUAUUUCUAAUAUCGGCAUUUGUAGUAUUAAAUGUCGGCCUAUCAAUCCAAAUUAUUUUCUUGGUGAUUUAUACUUUACGUGGUUACUACAAUAAUGAAGACUACCUCAUUGUAUUAGUACCUAUCUUGUUAUUUUCUUUAUGUGCUGAUAUAAGAUUUAUCUGGGUCAUAACACAUAAAUCUGAAGUUGAUAAUAUUUCUGCAAGCACGCAGUCUAAAGAUUUUGAAUGGAGCGCUAAAAUAUAUAGUCAAACGUUGACAGUGAUCAGUCUUUCAAGUUCUGUGCUAGCAAUGUUACUUUUAGAUCCCAGUGUCACUUGGAUAAAACUUUACUUAACACUCGUAGUCAUAUCUAAUACGUUAUUAUAUUAUAAUAUAGAUUUAAAUAAUUACCAUGUUGCUAGAGUUCAAAUGACUGCAAAUGAGCGUUUAAGGGAUACAAAUACGGAAAUAUAA
Messenger RNA from Cetraspora pellucida, 825 nucleotides. NCBI's taxonomy places the organism in Eukaryota, Fungi, Glomeromycota, Glomeromycetes, Diversisporales, Gigasporaceae. The record is from the annotation of a GenBank genome assembly.